AUGGCGUCCGAAGCAAGCGGUCGAUUUCAACCUGAAUUAUUCCAGCCCUUGCCCCCGAACCCGGCAGACUGCCUAGUAUUGUAUGGUAGCCCUUUGAACACCUUCGGCUUGGCGGGGAUGUGGAUCCAGUCGGUGAUCAGUGGAUGCCUCCAGGAUGUUUUUGAACAGGAUUGUACCAACUCUUUGCCAGGGAUAUUCUACCCUGGCCAGAGUCCUGAGGGGCAUGCCCCUGUGAAUGCUCCUCAGGGCCAAAUGGAUCCCGAGACCAUGUGGAUAUGUAAUGCUGUCAUCGACCCUGUCGGCAAGGGUUGCACCCAACUCUUCAACCCGCAGGCGGUUUGCGCGAACGUCGACGACGAUACCUUCAGGGAUCUUGCGAUCCGCAACCCGAAGAUCCAUCCCGAAGACCCAAUGUCCCAGGAGGCACAGGUUACCCAAGGAAUCUUGAGCGUCACAUCGUUCACAGAGGAUUUGCUCGACGAUGCUUGCGCCUCCGAGGUCGCAUUGUUGGGCAUCGGCGCGGGACAACUUGUUUCUGGAAACUUCUCAGGCAGGUGCAACCACGACGUGGCUCUAAUAGCUUGCGUCCAUGACAAUCUGGACCUGGGGGAAAAGGGUGCACCUGACGAGGGCAGGCAUCCUCGAGCCUCGCUGUUCGUUUCAGGAUACCGCCCAGAAGCCAUAGGGCUGCCCGAGGAAGACCUGGCGAAUUGCACGAGCAACGCCAACGUGUUCGGCGGCGUGCUCUGCACGGCGGCACCCUCGGGCGAUAUCGCGCCCGCGACGCCCGUGAGGGAGGCGCCGCCGCGGCACGGGGCCGCCACUGUCGUGGCCCGGGCGGCCGCGCCCUGCCCUCCUCUCCUGCCUCGAGUGGCCGCGCGCGGCGUGGCGGGCCCGCCCCUUCGCAGGCUGGUCACGACUUGCCACGAUCAGGUGCACGUACGAUAG
This is a messenger RNA of Prorocentrum cordatum, 948 nucleotides long. NCBI's taxonomy places the organism in Eukaryota, Dinophyceae, Prorocentrales, Prorocentraceae. The record is from the annotation of a GenBank genome assembly.